ACUUCCUUGCUGGUUGGAGGCUCAACCACAGCAGGCUUCUCCCUCAGAGGAGGAGACAGUGAGAAGCAGUUGGAACUCAUCUCUCUCUGCCUUCCCAUAGCACCUGGCAGGGGCUCAGGAGACGUGAGGAGCGCGAAUGGGCAGAGCAGAAUCUCUAGAAGGGAAGAUGAGCGCCCAGGAUCCUUCAGAUCUGUGGAGCAGAUCAGACGGAGAAGCAGAGCUGCUCCAGGACUUGGGGUGGUACCAUGGUAACCUCACACGCCAUGCGGCCGAAGCCCUUCUCCUCUCCAAUGGAUGCGACGGAAGCUACCUUCUGAGGGACAGCAACGAAAGGACCGGGCUGUACUCUCUCUCUGUGAGAGCCAAAGACUCUGUCAAACACUUUCAUGUGGAAUAUACUGGAUAUUCAUUUAAAUUUGGCUUUAAUGAGUUCUCAUGUCUGAAGGAUUUUGUCAAGCAUUUUGCAAAUCAGCCUUUGAUUGGAAGUGAGACAGGCACUCUGAUUGUUCUGAAACAUCCCUAUCCAAGGAAAGUGGAGGAACCAUCCAUUUAUGAAUCUGUCCGGGUUCACACAGCAAUGCAGACGGGAAGAACGGAAAGUGACCUCGUGCCCACUGCACCCUCUCUGGGCACCAAAGAGGGUUACCUCACCAAACAGGGGGGCCUGGUCAAGACCUGGAAAACAAGAUGGUUCACAUUGCACAGGAAUGAGCUGAAAUACUUCAAAGACCAGAUGUCACCAGAACCAAUUCGGAUCCUAGACUUAACAGAAUGUUCAGCUGUACAAUUUGAUUAUUCACAGGAAAGAGUAAACUGUUUUUGCUUAGUGUUUCCAUUCAGGACAUUUUAUCUCUGUGCAAAGACAGGAGUAGAAGCUGACGAGUGGAUCAAGAUAUUACGCUGGAAACUGUCUCAAAUAAGAAAGCAGCUCGACCAAGGGGAAGGCACAAUCCGAUCUCGGUCGUUCAUCUUUAAAUAGGCCUUCCCUGCCCAAGCGCGCAGGGCGGAAUGGUCCCUGAUGUUGUGAUCCACAGCAGGCUUCAGACGAAAGCUGACUAAGGCUCUUUCUUUCAAAACAAACCAAAAGCACAUGCAGAUCUGGACCUUUCGGAACCCACCACAUUUGCUGACUUGUGGGUAACUGCUUGCCCUUCAGGAUGUUGUCACCUCCGUGAGAAUACCAAAGCUGUCAUCGUUCUGAUGGAAGCCGGUGAAACCACCAACCCAGGCGUGCUCACUUUUAGGAAAUGUAGAAGACAAAGGGGUUUUGUGUUGUCUCAUUGCGGUCCCCAAGCCGCAUGGCGUCCCAUUCUGCAUCACAGUCAGCUCCUCCGACAUCCAGGUUGUGCUAUCAACCAGGAAGGGAACAGCUAUGUGCUUUGACUGCUUCUACA
Leopardus geoffroyi (Geoffroy's cat) is the source of this 1394-nucleotide messenger RNA. RefSeq names its product dual adaptor of phosphotyrosine and 3-phosphoinositides 1 (gene DAPP1). Lineage: Eukaryota; Metazoa; Chordata; Mammalia; Carnivora; Felidae. The record is from RefSeq and is a predicted model, not a curated record. Bases 137 to 979 code for a protein of 280 amino acids. The transcript is spliced from 9 exons.